Eptesicus fuscus (big brown bat) is the source of this 483-nucleotide messenger RNA. It is a transcript of the gene CYTL1, whose product is annotated as cytokine like 1. The transcript has 4 exons. Lineage: Eukaryota; Metazoa; Chordata; Mammalia; Chiroptera; Vespertilionidae. Gene Ontology annotation, biological process: positive regulation of transcription by RNA polymerase II. Bases 53 to 460 code for a protein of 135 amino acids. The record is from RefSeq and is a predicted model, not a curated record.
UGCAGCUGCUUAAAGGGGCACCGGCCUGGGGCUGCAGGAGGCCCUGUGCACCAUGAGGCCCUGGCAGCUCCCCCUGCUGCUGCUGCUCCUGGCUGGGCCCCCCGCCGUGCGGCCUGCGCCCCCGACAUGCUACUCCCGGAUGCUGGGCCUGAGCCGGGAGAUCAGCCGGGACUUCCAGAGGCUGCAGGCCACGGAGCCUUCGGAGCCGUGUGUGACAUACCUGCCCAGGCUGUACCUGGACAUCCAUAACUACUGCGUGCUGGCCAAGCUGCGGGACUUUGUGGCCUCGCCCCAGUGUUGGCACGUGGCCCCGGUGGACGCCCUGAAGGAUAAAGUGCGGAAGCUCUACACCAUCAUGAACUCCUUCUGCAGGAGGGACCUGGUGUUCCUGUCCGACGACUGCAGCGCCUUGGAGUACCCCAUCCCAGCAACCGCGGCCCCGCCCGACCCGCAAGCCUGAGGCAGCCCGCCCAGGGAGAGCCG